Labrus mixtus (cuckoo wrasse) is the source of this 1825-nucleotide messenger RNA. It is a transcript of the gene plp2b, whose product is annotated as proteolipid protein 2b. The coding region runs from base 255 to 713 and encodes 152 amino acids. Gene Ontology annotation, cellular component: membrane. The record is from RefSeq and is a predicted model, not a curated record. The transcript has 5 exons. Lineage: Eukaryota; Metazoa; Chordata; Actinopteri; Labriformes; Labridae.
UUUUUCGCAGAGAGCUCGCUGUGGUUGAGACUGAGCUGCUACGCCGAGUGUAACUUCACUUCACUUGAGACUUCUCAUCUUAGACAUUGAUUCAUCCGACCGGGAGCCAACGGAACCGCAGCGACGGGGACUUUUCCCUUCUUUCGCUCGACACGAAGUUUUGUUCAGUUUAUUCAGACUCCUGUUCCGUCGGCUGCUACCUCUGACGCUCCGAGAGCAACUCACUGGCGCUACAAUAAGUCAGUUAUUACAGAAUGGCUGACACAACCGCGUCCGGUCCCAGCUGCCUGGAGAAGCUGAAGAGCUACGUGAAGACGCCGAAAGGGUUUCUCCUCUCUGCGGAAAUUAUCAUCAGCUUCAUUAUCAUCAUCUGCUACGCUGCCUCUUAUCAUGGAGGCUACUCCGCUGUUGCCAUCUGCGAAAUGAUCUUCGCCAUGGUCUUCUUCGGCAUCUUCAUGAUGGAGCUCGACAAGCAGAUCCAAGUGGUCAACUGGGUCUGGAGCGAUCUUUUCCGUGCUGGAAUUGGCGCUGUGCUCUACAUCAUCACCUCUCUGAUCUGCGUGAUUGGAGGGGCUGGGGACGGCGCUCGUAUCGCAGGCGGGGUGUUUGGUUUGAUCGCUGGCCUGCUGUUUGGUUAUGACACCUACACCAUCUUCCAGCAAAUCAAGAGCACCAGGCAGCACUCGGCAGCUUCCACCGAUGACAGAGUUUAAACACUACAAGAUUCAAGUCAAGAACGCAGCAGAGGUGGAGCAGUUUUUUUGUUUUGUUUCAAAGGUUAAUGAAAGAGCGGACAAGAGGAGACGAUGGACAGUCAAACGGACAGGUCACAUUUUAUUCAAAGGCAGUGUUUGGUGGGGACACAUUUUUUUGUGUGUGACGGGAGACAUAGUGAGAGUGAGUGGUACUGUACACCUGUGCCUCCUACACAAGGAAUACUCCUCAAAAACAUCACUCCAACCUCAACGUACCACUGAUUCAAAAAGGGAAAACUGUAAAUACUAAAGGCAAUGGUUGAUGUCACCCAGCAGCUUGUCUUAUACACGUCUACUGUUAAUGGACUGCUGUAGUGAGUAGUAACUGUGUCGUUUGGACUUAAGAAGUAACUGACACAUGAAUGGGUGCUUUAUGGAUUGUUUAACAUUAUAAUGCAUUUGGCAAGUGUUUGUCUGUCUUUUUGGAGAGGUUUUUAAGAUGGUCAAACAUUUCCUUCUAUGUAACUUAAUUAAAUCUCUUCAGAUUAUGCUCGCUGAGUGUUGCCGUGCCUACAGUGCCUAAUCACUUCCUUCAUCCUUGAAUUGGCCUAAUGUCAUUGAUAAACAAUCUUUUAGCUUUCGUUUCACUAGUCAAGAGUUUAAUCUGUAUUGUAGAUUUCCAUUAACCGUCACACACAUGCCAAUUAUUUGAAUUACAGUGUCAUCCUACAGUUUCUACUUUAAUUCAUGCUCAGGUUGAAGUUGUCUUUUUUUUUUUCUUUUUACAUGUUUAACACAUUUUUAUGGUGCAAAACAUAUUCUGUUGAGAGUUUAUACAGGUGGACAUUUUUUUUUAAGUACAUGUUGAUAUAGAAGAAGAAACAUUUCUAAAGAUAAAAAUCACAUAGUUGUAAAAUAUUCUACGUAAAUAUCACAUUAUUAAAACAUUCUGUAACUGUUUCCUCUACCCUUUCAUGGUUAUGUGUCCAAUGAAACGUUGCCUUAUUAUUUGUUUUUUUCCUAACAUGCUGAACAAGAGUCUGCAGUUUGUAACUUCAGAUUUCAAAGCAGCCUUGAUUUUGGAAAUAAAAGCCAUUUUUAUGACAAAUAAAUGCUUAUUUUGUAGCUUA